Messenger RNA from Solanum verrucosum, 1218 nucleotides. Its product is annotated as acetylajmalan esterase-like. The record is from RefSeq and is a predicted model, not a curated record. Gene Ontology annotation, molecular function: hydrolase activity, acting on ester bonds. Lineage: Eukaryota; Viridiplantae; Streptophyta; Magnoliopsida; Solanales; Solanaceae. The transcript is spliced from 5 exons. Bases 59 to 1201 code for a protein of 380 amino acids.
UUCUGCCUCUCUAUAUAAUCCAAACAUUUUAUUUGCAAUAAUAGAGUGGUAGUGCUUCAUGGCAUUCGGAAUGAGAGUGGUAGUGCUUCUUCUGUUAAUCAGUUUGUUGCUUCUUCAACUGAUCAAAGGAGAUGAUGAUACAUUAAUAAAGCUUGAAAAACCAAAAUUACAGAAAUGCGGAAUUGAUAGAAUUUAUCAGUUUGGUGAUUCACUUUCCGAUACUGGAAACUGUCUGAGAGAGAGCUAUUGUAGAGCUCAAACUAAAACCGGAAAACUUCCUUAUGGGAUAAAUUUUUACCAGAAUGCAACGGGACGUUGUUCUGAUGGAUUCAUCAUCCUUGAUUACAUAGCGAUGGAAUGUGGUCUUCCUCUCCUAAAUCCGUCGUUAGAAGAAAAUGCAGAUUUUAGUCAUGGUGCGAAUUUCGCUGUAUCAGGGGCUACUGCUUUAUCAGCGGAAUACCUCAUAUCCAGGAACAUCGCUAUGUCUUUCACAAAUAGUUCAUUAAGUGUUCAGCUUCAAUGGAUGUCUUCUCAUUUCAAAUCUGUUUGCUCCGAUGAUUGCGCAAAAUAUUUGGAAAAUUCACUUUUCCUAGUCGGAGAAAUUGGAGGAGAUGACGUUACUUAUGGGUUUAAGCAAGGUAGACCCAUAGAGGAGGUGCGAAGAAUAGUGCCUGAUAUUGUGAAAAACAUCAUUCAUUCUGUUAGAACAAUCAUUGGUUUUGGGGCUACUCGAAUUUUAGUUCCUGGCAAUUUGCCUUCAGGUUGUUUCCCAAUUAUCCUAACGUUAUACAUGAACAAAUCCUCAACUGUCUACGAUGAGUACCAUUGCGCGGAAGAGUGGAACAAUUUUACAAUAUCUUAUAACAAUCUUCUUCAACAAGCCAUUCAUGAGCUGAACAGAGAGUAUCCAAACAUUUCAAUUAUUUACGGCGAUUACUACAAUGCCUAUUACUGGCUUCUACGAAAUGCCGUUGCUCUUGGAUUCGACAAAAAAACGCUACAAAUAGCAUGUUGUGGAAUAGGAGGAGAAUAUAAUUACACCGAAGAUAAGAGAUGUGGUAAGCCAGGAGCUGAAAAGGCGUGUGCAGACCCGAGUACUUACUUAAGUUGGGAUGGAAGUCAUUUGACACAAAAGGCAAAUGGUUGGAUAACAAAAUGGCUAAUUGAUGACAUUUUACCCCAAUUGAACUGUCAUGUUUAAAUUCAAGCUUUUAAUUA